CAGCAUCGAAAACUCGUGAGCUUGAACCUUCACCACCGACUACGGUCAUUUCUCUGGCACCCGCUCAACCUUACCCAGGAACACAACUAACCUUUGCUGCUCCAGCUUAUGAUCUUGAACCAAAUACGGCUUACACUGUCCAGACUCUCUGUUAAUCUUUGCACUUUAAUCGCGAGAGAAAAAAAAAUCUCACUGAUUAUCUUUUCUUUCUUGCGGUGAUUUAAUUGAUUUCUUGAGGUAAAUCAUCGGUUAAUCAAAAAGGUUAAUUUGAUUAAUUGUUAAAUUGCAGAGCAAGGUAUUGGCUAGUGAUGGUUAGAUUGUGGUUCUUAGGUGUAAAUAUCAAAUGUGCACAAUUUAAAUUGUAAAUUGGUUGUUAUUCACUGAUGAUGGUGAUGAUGGUCAACUAUUAAUAUUAAUUAGCCAAAAUUAAAAUUCUUAAUCUUGAUAAAGUUUAUAUGUUUCUUGUUGUAAAUCAAAUGUUAAUUGUUCAUUUAAUUUUCUAUUCUUGUUUCCAUGAAUUCAACUGAUUUAAUUGUAAAUCAUCUGUUCAUCAAAAAUUUUGUGUGUUUUUGUUUUUCCUUUGUGGUGAUUAUUAAAUAACAAUUAAUUUAUAUAUAUACAAACAAUUUAAAUCAUGACACAAACUGGAUCAACAAUUACAUUGGAUUUUAACCAAUUUAAAUCGUUGGAUUAUUGUGAUAAAUCAUUGGAUUUUUAUCAACUACUUGCUGCUGAUGAAUUUACUGAUUGUAACAACAACAACAACAACACCAACACCAACAAUGUAAAUGAAAUCAACAACAACAACAACAACAUCAACAAUGAUGAUGAUGAUGAUAAUCAACAAACCACAACAACAACACUAAAACCGAUGAUUCCUGUCCAAUGUUCAUCAUCAUCAUCGCCAUUAACAUCAUCAUGUUCACCACCAACACUUACAACUUUAUCAACACUAUUAUCAACCUGUGAUGCUUCAUCUUCAUCUUCAACCCAAUGCCAACCAACACCAUCAACACAACCCCAACCCCAACCACCUUCACCUUCAUACCACUCACUUGAACCACCUCAGGUCAAUUCAGAUGUAGCAUCUCAAUAUGCCACAGUGGCCCAAGGAGCAACAGGUCGCCUAAGUAACAAUGGCACCGUUUACCUGACAACUGAUUAUAUAACUUAUAGUGACUAUUACACUGCUACUGGUGUAACUGGAUCAGGAUCAGUAACAAAUCAUGAUCAGGCCAUUUUACCUGUUUCCGCUACAACGGUAGACCAUUCAACAACAAUAACCGUUACCUCACCUAAUCUAACGUCACCAGUCUCUGGAACCGGAGAGUCCAAUUCAAACUCAUCGACACCAUCGACUGUAGGAGGUGGAGGAAGCAAAACUUCCGGCGGAAAACGAUCAUGGAAUGAGUAUAACCGAAAUUCUGAAGUAGAUAAAGUGCAAAUACCAAAAAUAUUCUCGGAAGUCGGUUAUAAAUAUUAUCUAGAGUCACCAAUAUCGACAAGCCAAAGAAGAGAAGAUGAUAGGAUCACUUAUAUCAAUAAAGGUCAAUUUUAUGGGAUCACAUUAGAAUAUAUUCCUGAUCCUGCUACUCCCUUAAAAAGUGCCACAGUUAAGUCUCUGGUGUUAUUGGUGUUCAGGGAGGAGAAAUUACAUGAAGAUGAGAUUAAAUCAUGGCAAUUUUGGCAUAGUCGUCAACACUCAGUUAAACAGCGAAUCCUUGAUGCAGAUACUAAGAACUCGUCCGGUAUCAUUGGGCCGAUUGAGGAGGUGACACAUAACUCAAUUGCUUUUUAUUGGAAUCCUCUAGAAGGACCUGCUAAGAUCAACGUUGCUGUGCAAUGUUUGAGCACUGAUUUCAGCAAUCAGAAGGGGGUCAAGGGAUUACCUUUACACCUUCAGAUUGACACUUUUGAUGAUUUCCGCGAGGGAAGUCCACCAAUUCAUCGGGGCUACUGUCAAAUUAAAGUCUUCUGUGAUAAAGGCGCAGAAAGAAAACUCGAGAUGAAGAGAAGAGCUGCCAAACGUAAACUCACCGCCACUGGAAAUGGACGUAAAAAGAUCGAGGAAAUGUAUCAUCCAUCAUGUGAUAGAUCAGAAUUUUAUACAAUGUCCGAUCGAACCAAACCUCCGGUUCUAUUUACACCAAGUGAAGAACUUGAUAAGGUAAUUGUGAUCAAUUAUCAUGAUAAAUCAAGCAAAAUAACUCCAGGCGAUAUGAGCUUCUACUCAAGCCAACACUCAACCGGAGAUUUAAACACCACAGGAUAUGAUUCACCAACCCAUUUACCCAUUAUAACUCCACCAGGAUCCUCUGGAACAGCCUCACCAGGAAUUAUUGAUAAAAGAAAACGAAGUGCCGAUCCUAUUUCUGCUAAUUUGGAGAUGGUUGUGACUCAACCACCUCCACCUAAAAGAGACAAAGUUUACCCUCCAGAUCGAUUAGUGUUGUUAUAUGCUAGACAAGAGAAUGAAGAAAUCUUCCAUGUACUUCAUAUCGUCCCUCCUACAUUGGUCGGUUUAGCCUUAUCUAUACAAAAAAAGUACAAAUUGGAAGCUAAAAACAUAAGGCAUUUCUAUAAAAGAUGUUUAAAAGGAAUCACAAUACUUAUGGACGAUGAAUAUGUGAAAUUAUAUUGUAAUGAAGACACCGUGUUGUUGCAAGUUCAUCAGGUCGAUGAACAAACUCACGAUAUCACCUUAGUGGAAUAUGAUUGUUCAACCAAUGCCUAAUUCAAUUCUAAUUAUUUUCGAUAACGAUAAUUAUAAUAUAAUACUAUUAUUAUUAUUACAUUAUACACACAAACUCCAACAAUAAUCAACCUUAAUCACUAUCCUUUCCUCAACAACCACACACAAACACACACACAAUCAACGAAAUCCUCCUCUUUUCUACUUACUCCAUUGACAAUUAGCCGACAAUCAAUAAUUAUUGGAAAAUUAAACGCGAAAACAAAUCACAUGGAAAUCUCAAAAUGAACAAAAAAUAAUCAAAGGGCCGGAAGAGCAAACAUAAAAUAUGAGGAAAAAAAACUCGAACUAUGGAAACGAAAACACUUUAGUUGAACUUAUAUAUAUUAACCUAAAGGGCUUUUGUGACUUUUGAAUAUACACUUUUUUUGUCGUAAAUCUCACCACAAAUCACCAGUUAAUUAACCAACUACACCAAUUACUCAAUCAAUGAUUUGACCAUAACUUUUUUUUUGUAAAGAUAAAAUGAUUAAAAAAAGCAAGCGAAAGAUGAAUUAAUACUGAAGCGUUUAUAAGAUGAAAAAAACGAGAAGUGACAAAAUCAUCAAGACGAAUUUUUCCCCUUAUGCUUAAUGUUAAUCUAUCUUUAGGUGCUGGGAAUCAAGUGCAUCAUCAUUCAUCAUCAUUCAUCACUCUCAUCAUCUCUCUCUCUCUCUCUCAUUGUCAUCCUCAUCUCAACUAAACCACCACCACCUCCACAAAUACACAUACACACUUAUUGAACCACUACAACGACACAACAAUCAACUAAUCAUCAAAUUCCAAUUGUCCAAUAUUCUUACCUGCCUUUCUUUUCCUUUCGCCUUAAUUGUCUCCAUUUAUAAUUCGCCUUAAUUAGUGAUAAUUAACUAUGCAAAUAUUAUCAAUAACAAUCAACAUGAAUCUGCAAUUUCAUGUUGAAUCCACUUCUCAUUCAGCAGUUACAAAACAACACGAACAUCAUUCAAUGAAACUUGAUAAAUGCUGCAACAAUUUACGUCCAACUCAUCACAUCAACAAUUAAUAAUCGUAUUAAUGAUAAUAAUAAUAAUAAUAUACAUCUAUGCAAAUAAGCAACAAAAAAACAAAUUUAGUAAAUUUAAAUCACAGCAACAAAUUUAAAUAAUCUAACUAUUUAUUUUGAAUUUAUAUUGAUCAUGAUAUGUGAAGAAAUCAAUGAAAUCCAAUCAAUCUCAUCUCUCUCUCUCUCUCUCUCUCUCUCUCUCUCUCUCUCUCUCUCUCUCUCUCUUCAUAUCAAACAAUUUUUUUACAUUUUGGCAAAGUUUAUUACAAUUAAUUAAUAACAAUUAAUAGAUAUUAUCAUCUCUACCAAUUUUUACCUUUUUCUUGCCGAGAUGAUUAAACAACAUCAAAUCAAUCAUCUUAUCAACAAUUAAAACGAAAAAAAAAACAAAAAAAUCAAAUGGGAAUUGUAAUAUUUAACUCUGACUAUCAACAAUUUAAUUAUUGAUACAGAAAACAAAUUGAUUAAAACCUUAAUUGUUGAUUGAA
Messenger RNA from Panonychus citri (citrus red mite), 4243 nucleotides. Its product is annotated as protein grainyhead-like. Gene Ontology annotation, biological process: regulation of transcription by RNA polymerase II. Bases 635 to 2734 code for a protein of 699 amino acids. Gene Ontology annotation, cellular component: nucleus. The record is from RefSeq and is a predicted model, not a curated record. The transcript is spliced from 8 exons. Gene Ontology annotation, molecular function: RNA polymerase II cis-regulatory region sequence-specific DNA binding; DNA-binding transcription activator activity, RNA polymerase II-specific. Lineage: Eukaryota; Metazoa; Arthropoda; Arachnida; Trombidiformes; Tetranychidae.